This is a messenger RNA of Amoebophrya sp. A25, 1607 nucleotides long. The record is from the annotation of a GenBank genome assembly. Lineage: Eukaryota; Dinophyceae; Syndiniales; Amoebophryaceae.
GCUCACUUCAUCUCACGGCGAUCAAGCUGCUGUGCACUAUUGUCGAUUGAGUGUAGUGGUGUAUACAGUUCUGGAAAAGCGACCGAACGAAAGAGGCUAAGUGAAAUUUUUGAGUGGAUUUCUUCUCGAUAGACUCGUGCAACUACAGCAUUAUCUUCUAAACUCACGCAACCAACGUGCAUGAAAGAGGAAUAAACAUGACCUGGUUCUCCGGCCACCUGUCGCCUAAUAACAUGUUCUUCCUGGUGUCGUCAAGGUAGUAAUGCUUUUUAUCCGAGUCUACACGGCCGCCAGUACGAUGCUUGAUACCGAAGAUGACGACGCCGUUAUUCGCCCGACGCGAAGCAGUUUCCGUUCAAUAUCCAAGACUAGUGUAGCGUCUGUGCCGUUGAGCGUACCUGGUCUCUCGAUGCCAUCAGCUUCGUCUCUGCAGGGACCCAGCUUGUUGAUAAAUGUCGACUCUGCGUUGAACAUUGUCGCUGAUUACCACGUAGGUUCGGAAAACGAUCCACGAACUUCACAUGUGUAUUACGUCAGCGCAAGAUACCCACAUGAGCCUUUUGACGCCUUUUUAAUGCAAAGAAGGCAACCUAAGGCAGGACGAAGAGGCAAUCCACAACCAAGACAACUAGCUGUUGGGAGAGGCGAGGAUGAGGGGAAGAAGUACGACAAUGACAAUAGAUGCUGUUUAUUUUUCAACAAUUUGACGUUGCUUAAAGAGUACUACAGUCUAACAGAAUCACUGACAGAUGACUCAUUCGCUCUCUCACGAAAAACAAGUAACACAAAAUAAGUUCUUCAACGCCUCCACGUCACUCACCAGGCACUACGACUGCGUGUUCCACGUGCAGUUAAAGUUGCCGAUUUCUUUGUUGCAGGAGACGAAAGUAGUGAUUGUCUCCUUAUGGGAAGAGGACUCUCAAAAUGGGGAUGCGCUGUUGGGAGAGACGUUUGUGCCAUUAGACGAUUUUUUCGCUUUGUUUCAGCGUGCUGGUGGUGGGAUGAGGGGAAGCAAACUACUGGGUUCUUCACGUCGUGGGAGUUUCUAUGCGGCUGUGGACGAGGAGGACGCUUUGAGUAGGACGUCUGCUAGUAGAGAGUCUUCUUCUCGGUUGUUUCAGACGAAUGCUUGGUGUCUGGAAACUGAUUGGCAAGAUGAUCAAGAUGUAGGUUAUGGGCAAGAGAAAAAAAAAACUUUGCUGACUCUGCAUGUUGUGGCGCCUACUGUUGCUACCAAUUCAGGCGGUGAGCAACAAAAUAGAGGCACAGGACUGAAUGAAGGAGCAAUAAGAAGUUCGACGGGAAUGCGGACAUCAACAGGUAGCGGCUCUCGUGUGUCGCUUUCACUUCGUAAGAGUCAACACUCAAACACCCUUGAAGAAGAUCAAAAUACAAGAGCUGCAGGUGAAUAUAGUGACAGUGUCAGAAAUCGAAGUGGAAAUCAGUAUCAGUCCAGUCUGGAAAUACUGCAAAGAAAUCCACAGCAAAUGAAAACAAGAAGACCUCCUUUUGGCCCAAAGCCUCCGCCUGAGGCUUACCUUCAACCAGAGGUGAUGGAAGAGUAUAUUCCCCAAGUUAGGCAUAAUUACUAACUAAGGCACGAAGAU